This is a messenger RNA of Pseudozyma hubeiensis SY62, 2535 nucleotides long. RefSeq lists its product as hypothetical. Bases 1 to 2535 code for a protein of 844 amino acids. Gene Ontology annotation, biological process: ribosome biogenesis. Lineage: Eukaryota; Fungi; Basidiomycota; Ustilaginomycetes; Ustilaginales; Ustilaginaceae. The record is from RefSeq and is a predicted model, not a curated record. The transcript has a single exon. Gene Ontology annotation, cellular component: nucleolus; small-subunit processome; Noc4p-Nop14p complex.
AUGGCGAAGGCAACUUCAAGCAAGAAAGCUGGCUCCAGCGCCAGCUCAGGCUCUGCGACCAAAUCGCCAUUGGAACAGGUGCAGGCACUCCAGGCUGCCCUCCUAUCGUCUUCCGACCUCAAUCCGCUCUCCGACCUUCUGACGAUCUCGAAGAAACUUGCCAAGGUUGGAGACGAUAGCACGUCCAAGGAGAGGAAGGAAGCUGCUGCGGCACUUCAUCGAGCAUCUCUUGUGUUGGUCAGGGCUAUGAAGUCACUCAGUGGCGAGGACAGAAUACCUUUCGACAAGGACGUCGAUCAGGAUGGCUACAUUCUCUCCUAUGGCGCAAAAGCCGGCAACAAGGUCGCUACCACGGCCUCUGCUCAAGCGAAGGAAGCACAAGCAAAGGUGGAAGACUGGAUCAGGAUGCGUUGGAACGAGACGAUAGAGCUUCUUUGCGGUCUCCUCGGGCACAGUGUCGAGGGCCUUCGUCUUGAAGCGCUGCAGAUGCUGGUAGAGCUUCAGACAUCUGCAUCGUCCUCACUGACACGCAUCACGAACGCUGCAUCAGCUGCAAAGGCCCAGACCAAACCAGCUUCGGGUAGCAAGAAGGACGCUCCCGAACCCGUGCAAAGCCCAGCAGCCUUGUGGUCCGCAUCGCCUUGGCGCGCGUUGUCGCUCGCUCUGAUUGCCGGUCCUCCGAGCCUCGCAAACCUCGGGCAUGGAGAUGCAGGAACUCGAUAUCAAGUUGUUCGUGUCGAAGCAGGAGUCUCCGAAGAUGUACGAACCAAAUUCGUGCAGAGCGGAUUGCAGGAGUACGACGACGUUCGAUUCGCCACUUUGCGCGAGAUCAGCCAUGCGCUGCGCAAGCCAUCUGCGAGCAUCAUCGGCAAUCAGCUUCUGCGAGCGCAUACGCUGACGCUGCUGAUCCAGCUCACUGCUAUCCCGCUAAGCUCGGACGAUCUCAACAACUUUCUGGUCGACGAGCUCUCCAUCCCUCCGCCGGGAGCCGCGGGAAAGAAGAAAAAGAAGACAAAGGGAGCAGGCAGCAGUGCAAAUGGCAAGAACCUCUCGGUCGUCGACGAUGGAGACUCGGAGGCAGAGGAGGAGCAAGAGGAUGACAUGGCAGGCUGGUUCUCGGAUUCCGACGACGAAGGCGGAGCUCGAGCAGGUGCUACAGCCGGCGAGCAACGGCGUGCAGCAGACAAGAAGUCCUUCGGUGGACUCGGUUCUGCCGCUCGCUCUGCUGCUGCGAGCAAGCGCAAGCAAAAGACGUUCCAUCAAGCCAUGCACAGCAUCAACGCUCAACGUAGCGCAUUCUCGACUGCAUGGCUCGACCUUCUCCUGCCACGCCGUAAAACCGCCGACUCUGCCACCGCUGCCGGUGUCCUUCCCAACUCGAUCAUCGGUGGCAUGCUGAGUCUAGCAGCAACGCACGAAGUUCUCGUUCGACUCCACGCGCAGAUCCUUCCACACCUCACCAAACCUACCAUGCUACACGAUUUCCUCGUUUCGUGCCUCGACUCGCGCGGCGCCACCGCCCUGCUUGCGCUCAACGCCAUCUUCACGCUGGUGACAAAGUACAACCUCGACUAUCCGCACUUUUACACUCGACUCUACUCGAUGCUCGAUGCGUCGGUGCUGCACAUGAAGUAUCGUGCGCGAUUCCUGCAUAUGCUCGAGACGUUCUUGUCGUCGACGCAUUUGUCGUCGGCGCUCGUAGCGAGCUUCGUGAAGCGGCUUUCACGCCUCAGUCUGCGCGCCCCGCCGGCAGCGAUCGCGUCUGUCGUUCCCUUUGUCUACAACCUGCUCAAGAAGCACCCUCGAUGCCUUUCGAUGGUGCACAAGGAAUGGGAUGGCGAUCGACUCAACAUUGGACCGGCUGGCGUUUCGGAUCCUUUCGAUCCCCUCGGAACGGAUCCACUCAACACGCAAGCGCUCGAGAGCUCCCUGUGGGAGCUGGCAUCCUUCGGCGCAGCAGCAGUAGCCAAAGGAAACAGCGGAGGUCCUGCCAUGGGUGCCGACGAGGAAAGCGUCCUGCCCGGAGAGGCACAUUACCUGGGAUCGGUCACCAGCCUCGCCCGAAUUUUGGCCGAACCAUUCACGAGAGAACGAUACAGUCUCGAUGAUUUCCUCGACAUCACCUACGGAACGCUGUUCGAGACCGAGACUCGCAAGACGCUCAACAGGCCCAAAGACGGUGUCGGUAAGAAGCGUAUCCCCGCGCUCGCCUACAGCUUGCCAGGAGGCUUUGGUGCAGGUGGAUCGACCGACGUCACCGCUCACAACCGCGUCGACGUGUUCCCGAGCACCAGCGGGAGGUUGCGCGCGAAAGCCUCGCUAGCGGAAGCAGAGAAGCAGGAGCAAGAGGAAGUCGAAAGGGAACGUGCGGAACGAAAGCGUAAGUUGGGCCAAGACGACGACGAGGAGGAUGACGAGGAGAGGGAAGCAAGAGAGGCGAUCGAAGAGCUGAAGAGGGCCGAGAGGGCCAAGAAGAGGAAGGUGGAUCAGACGGGUACGCAUGACGUUUGUGCCAUGCUGUUCAGCUUUGCUUGA